Molecule: messenger RNA, 767 nt
Organism: Fonticula alba
Lineage: Eukaryota; Rotosphaerida; Fonticulaceae
Exons: 2
Coding region: 101-718 (205 amino acids)
Source: RefSeq, a predicted model, not a curated record
CCCCCCCCCCCCCCCUCCCCGCCCCCGCCCCCGCCCCCGCCCCCGAUCCAACCUGCUUGCUUUUCCCCAUCUCCCUUUGCCCACCUCUUGUAAGCCAUUCAUGAAGCCUGCCCUUUCUUGGAUUCGUCCAUCGACCGGCCAGCAGGUGCUCCUCUCAUCGGCUUGGUCGAUCGGGGGACGAUUGGCCAGUUUGGUCAGCCGCUCGGCGGUGCGGCCGGAGGAUGGCAGCAGAGCCGAGCCCCCAUUGGACCUUGACCACUUGGCAGCCCUGUCGAGCCUGGACUUGGGGGCCAUGCUCCGGGCGGACCGGGACUCCCUGCCUGCGCUUGAAUCGGCGGCCGAUUUGCGCCGGCAUUUUGAGGAUCGCAUCCGCCAGGACAUUGCCCAAAUUCGCCAAUGGACCAAGUCCGCGCAGGCUGCCGCCGAGGAGCUUCCCCCGGAGGUCGGCCAUCAGGCUCUGGUCGAUCGGCUGUUGAGGCAUGAUGUCGCCCGAGCCUUGCCGUUUGAUUUGCUGGAGGACCCCGCGGUGUGGACGGGGUCCGGCAAGACCGGCGACGCCAGUCCUUCGGAGUUGCCAGGGCUGCCCAGCCGGCGGACUGGUCUACAUGUGGAUCCGGUGGAGCAUGCGGCAUUGUCGGCCGGCAGGUAUGUGCUGGCCUCGUUGCCGGUGGCCACGGCUGGUGCCGGGAGUUUUGGUGAUGAGGAGGAUGAGGGCUAGCAUUUUUCUCCCUUCCCCCCGCCCCCCUGUCUAUAGAUGUGUGUAUGCA